CUCCAACUCAGACUUACAUCCAUCCAUCCAUACAUACCUCCGUCCUGCAGCCUGCAGCCUGUCAAUCUGUCAACCUGUUAACCUGCCACCCAAAUACCCCACACUUUCAACACUAAACCAAUUGAUCGAAACCACAACCGGAGCUCAUGAUUAUUCAACCCCAAUUCCCCGCCCCCUCGACCGAUAAUCAAACAAAAGAAAAUGUCAACACAGCGCCCAAUUCUUCGUCUUACCAACAUCUUCUCACACCUCAAACCAUUUUCCCGGCGCUACACCUCGACAUCCCCUCCUCCGCCUCCUCCUCCAGCACCGAAAAAUCUCCGCGCUCGUCUCCAGAAAUUCAACGACCGACUGCCGCCGUUCAUGCGCGCCUACACCACCCCGCUCCUCGGAGCCCCCGCGACGCACGUCACCUCGUUCCUGAUCCUCCACGAGUUCACCGCCAUCGUGCCUAUUGUCGGCCUAAUGGCGGCCUUCCACUACGGGAACUGGUUGCCGGAUCUGACGGCGAGUGAGUCCUUUCAGAUGGCUACGCAGCGGUUUCAGCGGUGGUUACGGAAGAAAGGUUGGGCGGAUGCGGAUACGGAGGUGGAUUUCGCCUCCCUACAGGAAGGAGAGGAGGAAGGGCCCUUGACGGAACGGGCGGUCGCAGGGAGCGAUACCCAGAUGGCAGGAGUGCGCUUGGUGCUAGAGUAUGCGACGGCUUAUACCGUGGUCAAGUUCCUCCUGCCCCUCCGGAUUGCGGCGAGCGUUUGGGCCACGCCGUGGUUUGCCAGAGUGGUUUUCGGCCCCCUGAGGAACAGGGCUAGGGCCAUUUUUGGGAAGAAGUAGAGGCCGUGACCUGGUAUUGCUGGCACUACUGGGCGGGAAAUUGUACAGAGUAUGUAAGU
Aspergillus homomorphus CBS 101889 is the source of this 890-nucleotide messenger RNA. RefSeq lists its product as uncharacterized. Lineage: Eukaryota; Fungi; Ascomycota; Eurotiomycetes; Eurotiales; Aspergillaceae. The record is from RefSeq and is a predicted model, not a curated record. Gene Ontology annotation, cellular component: mitochondrion. The transcript has a single exon. Bases 202 to 831 code for a protein of 209 amino acids.